CUUCGCCCUGCGAUCCACGAAGAUGCGGCGUGGGAGGGUCCCGGGGUCGGAUACCAGGCUGAGUUCGGAGGGUCUGCGAGACCUAACUCGGAAUCCGAAUCCCUCUGCCUCGGCCCAGGACGGGGUCGGGGCGAGCGCGGAGGCACCGGAAGUGUGCGUGCCGCUUUCUGGGAGAUGUAGUUUAGCGCGCCUGCGCAGGCGCAAUUCGCUGCGUGGCGACCGCGGCCUUUGUCCUGCAGUCCGCCAGAACUUCCUGCAGAGGAGCUGGCUGUUCCUGCAAGAGGCCAGAGUAGGAGGGAAUGACCGCUGGGCUCCUCACUGCUGUGGACCCGGAGCAAGUGACUUUUGAGGAUGUGGCCGUGGACUUCACCUGGGAGGAGUGGGGGCAGCUGGAGCCAGCCCAGAGGACCCUGUACCGAGAUGUGAUGCUGGAGACCUUCGGGCUCCUGGUCUCUGUGGGGCACUGGCUCCCAAAGCUGGACGUCAUCUCCUUGCCAGAGCAGGAGGUGGAGCUGUGGACGGUGGACAAGGGAGUCCCCCAAGGUGUGUGCCCAGACUUGGAAACUAGACCCCAAACCAAACUGUUCACUGCAAAGCAAGACAUAACUGAAGACAUACCUAGCAAUUCUGCAGUAGCAAGGUUCCUGUGGGAAAGUCUCUGGUGCUCUAAGGGUGACAGUGCUGAGGGCCACUGGGCGCAGAGUUGUGAGAGGCCAGGGGGCUGUGUGGUGCAGGUGGCCUUCGUGUCUGUGAAGACGCCCACUCAGGAGCAGCAGCAGGGAAAUGGGUCUGGGGAAAACUUGAGUCUGAGCCCCAAUUUCCCAACUCAAGCAAUGACUCCUGAAAGGCAAGGCCGCCCCACAUGGGGAACACAUGGAAGGAUGGAGAAUCCAGACUCAAAUGCUCAACAGAAAAUCUGUGCAAAAGAGAAACCCUACAGAUGUCAGGACUGUGGAAAGGCCUUUAGUCACAGCUCGGCACUCAUCGAACACCACCGAACACACACAGGGGAGAGGCCUUUCGAAUGUCAUGAAUGCGGAAAAGGCUUCCGAAACAGCUCGGCACUCACCAAACACCAGAGAAUCCACACUGGUGAGAAGCCUUACAGAUGCACUCAGUGUGGGAGGACCUUCAACCAAAUUGCCCCGCUGAUCCAGCACCAGAGAACUCACACUGGCGAGAAGCCCUAUGAGUGCAGUGAAUGUGGGAAAUCCUUUAGCUUCAGGUCAUCCUUCAGCCAGCAUGAGCGGACUCACACAGGCGAGAAGCCCUAUGUGUGCAGUCACUGCGGGAAGUCAUUCCGGCAAAGUAUCCACCUCACCCAGCACCUGCGAAUCCACACCGGGGAGAAACCCUACCAGUGUGGAGAGUGUGGCAAGGCCUUCAGCCACAGCUCAUCCCUGACCAAACACCAGCGAAUCCACACAGGGGAGAAGCCCUACGAGUGCCAGGCGUGUGGGAAAGCCUUCACCCAGAUCACACCGCUGAUUCAGCAUCAGAGGACGCACACAGGUGAGCGGCCCUACGAGUGCAGUGAGUGCGGGAAGGCCUUCAGCCAGAGCACACUCCUGACGGAGCACCGGAGGAUCCACACGGGGGAGAAGCCCUAUGGGUGCAACGAGUGUGGGAAAUCCUUCAGCCACAGCUCCUCGCUCAGCCAGCACGAACGGACACACACGGGCGAGAAGCCCUAUGCGUGCAUUCAGUGUGGGAAGGCCUUCCGACAGAGCACACACCUCACUCAGCAUCAGAGGGUCCACACGGGGGAGAAGCCCUACGAGUGCAGCGACUGCGGCAAGGCUUUCAGCCACAGCUCGUCCCUGACUAAGCACCAGCGGAUCCACACCGGGGAGAAGCCCUAUGAAUGUAACGAAUGUGGCAGAGCCUUCAGCCAGCUGGCUCCACUCAUUCAACACCAGAGGAUCCACACUGGGGAGAAGCCCUAUGAGUGUAACGAGUGUGGCAGAGCCUUCAGCCAGAGCUCCCUCCUCGUAGAACACCAGAGGAUCCACACCAAGGAAAAGCCCUAUGGGUGCAAUGAGUGUGGGAAAUCCUUCAGCCACAGCUCCUCGCUCAGCCAGCAUGAGAGGACGCACACUGGGGAGAAGCCCUACGAGUGCCGGGAUUGUGGGAAAGCCUUCAGGCAGAGCACACACCUCACUCAGCACCGAAGGAUCCACACGGGAGAGAAGCCGUAUGAGUGCAGGGACUGUGGGAAAGCCUUCACACACAGCUCCUCCCUUACCAAGCACCAGAGAACUCACACAGGGUAGACCCACCUUGUGUGCCUGGACACAGGAGAGCCUUAAGCCAAAUGCAUCCCUUACUAGAUCUGACCCAGCCGUACUUCUGAGAAACAGCACAGACAUAUUAUACACAAGCUUUCAUGCACAACACAUUCCUCAGACCCCCUCAGAGAGUUCACACUGAUGGAAGUGAUUGUAGGAAUACAGCGCUCUGGGUCCUCAAGCCCUGGAUAUCAGAUCAUCCAGACAUUAGGCGAGUGUGGAGUUAACCACUGUUGAGGACCUUCAGCCAUGAGUGCCCACUACUGCUUCAUUAUAGAGCCUACAAAAGAGAGAGCUGGAAAAUAAUGCAGUGGAUCUGGGGAUGGCUUCUAUCUAAGGAUUCACCAUAUUCCAAACCAGAUAUUUUCAAAAUGGUGAGAAAUCCACCAGAUAGAUUUCAUAUAAAGGAAUCGAAUGAAGUCAGAAUUGAUCAUUAUUGUAUAUUACAUUCUUGGGGAGGGGGUGCUUCUGAAUGGUGCAAAUUGACUCUGAUAUUCCCUAAAAACAAUAUGGCAGAGUGUUCCAGACAUGAGACUGGCAUAUUUAUGGAAUCACCAUGAAUAUUCAACUUUCUCAGUAUAAAAUUUUCUGAUCAAGGUGCAUGGCCACCAGCCUCAAAGAUGUGAAUUCCAUAAUGACAGAGUAUGUAUGUGCUAUAAACAGAUUUUAAAGUAGUUAUCUGCAUUAUGUUGCAAUAAGUUGAUCUUUAUAUGCAAUGGAAUUGAAAAGAUUUGUGUAGGAAGACUUGAAAUGUAAAGCCACUUCCAAGGAGUCUUGCAGAUUCUGAGAUGGCUUUUGCUUCUCUGAUCUUGCUAUAAAUUUUCCUACAGGUUUCACAGGCAUUAGAAAUGCAGGUGUUGGUGUUUCACAAAAAGAGGAAGAUUUUUCCUUUGUUAAGCCACCAUCUUAUGAGCAAUAAUAGCACCUCUAUGUUGGAAAUUUAUGUUUUGCAAUAUUUUAUCUCUUGAGAAAUAUAUAAGUUAAUCUUUGGAACUGUCUUUUCAUUGAUUCUUCAUCCUGAUGUUCAGUGAGCUUUUGUUUUUAUAUAAUUUAACUUGAAGGCAGUCUGUAGCAUUUCACUGAACCCUGAAUCCACUAAUAACAGGUACCCUGACAGCCACUAUCCUUAAACAGUGACUUCUCACUCUCAUUAGAACCCAUAUUUAAAUUGCAUUGGCUGAAUUUGGUCACAACCAUCAGUUUGGGUUAUAUCAGUUUGGUUUUUUAAUCAUAAUGUGGGACAUGUUUCCAGUUAACUUGAGAUUUCUCCUUUGGGGGAACCAUGUUGCAGAUAGUCCCAUACUGUUCCUCAGUAUGCUUGUAGAAUGCCUCCUCUUUUUUGGAAUUAACUUAAGUCAUUUAAAACCACUUAAGAAAAUCGGUAAAUAGUGCAUAGCAGCACACUCCAACAGAAACAGCACAAGCCACAUCAGUAAAUUUAAAUAUAUAGUAAGAGUUCCAUUGAAACAGCAAGAAGAAAUAGGUAAAAUUAAUCUACUGCUUGUCCCUCUAUAUCCCAAAUGUUACCACUUUGACAUGUUGUUAAUAUUAAAAAAUCACUGAGA
Camelus dromedarius (Arabian camel) is the source of this 3853-nucleotide messenger RNA. It is a transcript of the gene ZNF135, whose product is annotated as zinc finger protein 135. The transcript is spliced from 5 exons. Lineage: Eukaryota; Metazoa; Chordata; Mammalia; Artiodactyla; Camelidae. The coding region runs from base 300 to 2273 and encodes 657 amino acids. The record is from RefSeq and is a predicted model, not a curated record. Gene Ontology annotation, molecular function: RNA polymerase II cis-regulatory region sequence-specific DNA binding; DNA-binding transcription factor activity, RNA polymerase II-specific. Gene Ontology annotation, biological process: regulation of DNA-templated transcription.